Messenger RNA from Boeremia exigua, 1072 nucleotides. RefSeq lists its product as uncharacterized. The record is from RefSeq and is a predicted model, not a curated record. NCBI's taxonomy places the organism in Eukaryota, Fungi, Ascomycota, Dothideomycetes, Pleosporales, Didymellaceae. The transcript has 2 exons. Bases 134 to 802 code for a protein of 222 amino acids.
GCCAAUUUUCCUGUGGAGUUAUGCGGGUGAGGCUGGCGGCUGGCUUGCAGUCUGAUGGCCUGCAAUUGCCGUUGGUCCGUUGGUUGCGAGGUAUGCAGCAGUAGGGCGUACUGAAUGGUACGAUAGAUGAUCAAUGCGCAACCAGUUCGGUUGCGUUGUGAUCUUCAGGUUCCCCUCAGAUCUCCCGACUCUUACAAUCGUUCGUCGCGUCAAUUAUGCGGCUUUCCCGGCUGUCGUAAGCUUCAGAUCUCAAGGCCCCGUUGAGCCUCGUCGGACCCUUGCAACACCCGAGGUCGUGUGCAACAACGUUGGAAUUGUGCGAUUCGCCAAUCUCACGCAGUCACUCUUGCAUAGCCGCAGAGCGAAACAGAAUCAAGGAGAGAGAAAACGCGUGCAUGCGCACUCUUACAUGCGUGGUUGGGCCUUCGUUUUUGCUGGCUGGCGCCCGAGGAUCAUUGGACUCGCUUCUGAUCUGAGCGCUCGGUUUCCCAGCCUCCCUAUGCGAACAAGAGUUCACGAGCUUGUGUAUACAGAGAACAGAGGUUCUGUCCAAGGGUUUCACGAAUUGGAGUCACGCACUUUCUGCUGUGUUGCGUUGGCUGUACCCCACUAUGCAGCGUGGAUCAAAGUGAAGCUGCGCGGACAGCUGGCAGUGCUUCUCUAUACUGAGACUGACCGCCAUCUCCAUAGCUUCCGUAUUUGCCAAGCGCACACGAUCCCGUAUCCACCAAGGAUCGCCCGGCCACCAGGUGUGAUUCGCGGCUCAAGCCUGGGCUCCAUUCAAAACAGCAUCCGUCCCUAGCGAAAUCCCAAGGUCGGUUCCAGAACGUCAGGCGCAUAAUGCUCAGUCAAGGUAUGUCGCAAAAUGGUAGGUGUGAAAGUAUCAACUGUUUUUCCAAUUUGGAGUGACUUUUAUCUAGAUGAUCCAGUUUGAUCUUGUGCACAAGUCGAUUGCAGCCUUCUCGCGACAGAGCGCGACAUAAACUCCAUAGUAAACAUACACGCGCCGAGUAACAACCUGUGUCUCAGACCGUCGGACCCAUACACUCAAAAGCGACAACUAUCGUACAGU